AUGUUUCAACUUUUCGUGGCGGUAGCGAUACUUUCUAUGUUGAUCAACGCAGAAUUGCAAAGAACUCCGCUGUAUGAGACAAACUCUACUCAAAGAUCAAUUGACAUCGAUCAUCAACAAAAUUAUUCGGAUAAGAGACGUAUUAUAAGAAUAAAAUUGCGAGAUGAUCACGAAAAUUCUUUUUUUGGCUAUAUCUCAAUUGGAUCUUUCCCACAAUAUUUUAAAGUACUUUUCGACACUAGUUCCUCAAAUUCCUGGAUACUAUCUAAAAACUGCCGUAGUAAUACCUCAGCUUGCAACUCAGAAUUAAAGAAAAAUUAUGGUAAUAGCCAAUCAACGACAUACAUACCAAGUAAUACUUCAUUCGAUAUUGAAUACGAUGGUGAUACUAUCUCCGGAUAUUUAUGUACUGAUGUAGCGUAUUUCGAUUUUAGUAGCCUAAUUGCUAUUCAAAAUCAGACAUUUGGAGAAGCCAUAAGCUAUGAACGGCGAAAAUUUCCGUUUUCUCCGAAUUAUCAAGGAGUCGUGGGAAUGGGUUAUUCCACAUCAGCUAUUACAGGAAUUCCCUUUCUUAAUAACAUGGUUCAACAAGGCCUGUUGUUGCGACCUGUUUUUAGUAUCUAUAUGAAAAGAGAGUAUGUUACAUCUGAAAUAGUUGGUGAGCUGAUACUUGGUGAUAUCGAUAGCAGUCUUUAUGUAGGCAAAUUAACGAAUGUCAAUGUUACUCGCAAAGGAUACUGGCAAUUUAACAUGAAAAUUCAACUAGGAAAUAAUAUCUUAUGCGAGAAUGAUUGUCAAGCUAUUAUCGAUUCGAGCAACCCUCGGAUAUCUGGACCACCAUCGGCUAUCGCAGUUAUUAAUAAAUACAUCAGAACUAUUAGUCCUAACAACCCAGGAAUU
Messenger RNA from Trachymyrmex cornetzi, 900 nucleotides. Its product is annotated as lysosomal aspartic protease. The annotation marks the transcript as partial. NCBI's taxonomy places the organism in Eukaryota, Metazoa, Arthropoda, Insecta, Hymenoptera, Formicidae. Gene Ontology annotation, biological process: proteolysis; cell death. The transcript has 6 exons. Gene Ontology annotation, cellular component: lysosome. The record is from RefSeq and is a predicted model, not a curated record. Gene Ontology annotation, molecular function: aspartic-type endopeptidase activity.